CCAACUUCAAACACUCCUCAUAUAAAGAGAGAGAGAGAGAGAGAGAGAGAUGGCUAGAGAGACGCAGAACAAGAGCAUGUUCAUAGAACAAGCCCAAGAGUCCCUUGAAAAUGCAGAUACUGGCAAGAACUUCGAUGACGACGGUCGCCCCAAACGAACAGGAAGUGUGGUGACUGCAAGUGCACAUAUAAUAACAGCUGUGAUUGGGUCUGGAGUGCUGUCUCUGGCAUGGGCUAUAGCUCAGCUGGGUUGGGUAGCCGGACCGGCAGUUCUGAUGGCCUUCUCUUUCAUCACAUACUUCACUUCCACUCUCCUCGCCGACUGUUACAGGUCUCCUGACCCGGUUACCGGCACCAGAAACUACACUUACAUGGAUGUUGUUAGAGCUCACUUGGGAGGUAUCCAGGUGAAGCUAUGUGGAAUAGCUCAGUAUGGUAAUCUCAUAGGUGUUACAAUUGGAUACACAAUAACUGCAUCUAUUAGUAUGGUGGCAGUGAAUAGGUCAAAUUGUUUCCACAAAUAUGGUCAUCAUGUGAAGUGUUCAACAUCAAACUAUCCCUUCAUGAUCAUAUUUGCCAUCAUUCAGAUCAUUCUCAGUCAAAUACCAAAUUUUCACAAGCUCUCAUGGCUCUCUAUUCUCGCAGCUGUCAUGUCCUUCGCUUAUUCUUCCAUUGGUGUUGGACUCUCCAUUGCUAAAGUAGCAGGAGGUGCACAUGCAAGGACAAGCCUAACAGGAGUGACAGUAGGGGUAGACGUGUCAGCAUCAGAAAAGGUUUGGAGAAGCUUCCAAGCCAUUGGAGACAUAGCAUUUGCUUAUGCUUACUCCACUGUUCUCAUCGAGAUACAGGACACACUAAAAUCACACCCUCCGGAGAACAGAGUGAUGAAGAAAGCUUCACUAGUGGGAGUUUCAACAACCACCCUCUUCUACGCCUCUUGCGGUUGUCUUGGCUAUGCUGCUUUUGGAAACAAUGCACCUGGAAAUUUCCUCACUGGGUUCGGUUUCUAUGAGCCUUUCUGGCUAAUCGACUUUGCUAAUGUUUGCAUUGCUGUUCACCUAAUCGGUGCCUACCAGGUUUUUUGCCAACCCAUAUUCGCAUUCGCAGAGAGCCGUUGUCACAAGCGCUGGCCAGAUCGCAAAUUCAUAACAAGUGAGUAUGCCGUAAAAAUCCCAUUUUGGGGUGCCUAUUACAUCAACCUCUUCAGAUUGGUGUGGCGAACAACAUACGUAAUAUUGACAGCAGUGCUAGCCAUGAUAUUCCCUUUCUUCAACGACUUCCUGGGCUUGAUCGGUGCAGCGUCAUUCUAUCCAUUAACUGUGUAUUUCCCCAUAGAGAUGCACAUUGCACAGUCAAAAAUACCCAGGUUCUCAUUCACAUGGAUUUGGCUGAAAAUCCUCAGUUGGGCUUGCCUUGUCAUAUCGCUAGUAGCUGCUAUUGGAUCAAUUCAGGGACUAGCUGUAGCUCUCAAGACAUACAAGCCCUUCAAAACUCAGAAUUAACUAAUAUUUGUACUAUUAACUAAAAUGCAAUGUGAUCUGUAAUUGAUGAGACUCCUUUGCUUGCUACUCGAAAUGUAUGACAAUUUGGAAGCACAUCUAAAUAGUAUAAAAGCACAAUCAGUUUGAGUAUUA
Messenger RNA from Camellia sinensis, 1633 nucleotides. NCBI's taxonomy places the organism in Eukaryota, Viridiplantae, Streptophyta, Magnoliopsida, Ericales, Theaceae. The record is from RefSeq and is a predicted model, not a curated record.